This is a messenger RNA of Corticium candelabrum, 1673 nucleotides long. RefSeq names its product multiple inositol polyphosphate phosphatase 1-like. The record is from RefSeq and is a predicted model, not a curated record. Bases 1 to 1488 code for a protein of 495 amino acids. Gene Ontology annotation, molecular function: inositol phosphate phosphatase activity; acid phosphatase activity. Lineage: Eukaryota; Metazoa; Porifera; Homoscleromorpha; Homosclerophorida; Plakinidae. The transcript has 2 exons.
AUGGCACUCCAUUCUUUUGUUUUCUCUUUACUUUCUCUAUCAUUUGCAGCUUCGGAUGGCGGCCGUGCAUUUGAUUUCGGUACUAAAUCUCCUUAUCCGGAUCGCCACCGUGUUACCGACCUCUCACCUUUGGAUUCAGAUGGCAAAUGUGGUUGCAAAGCUGUACAUGUAAACGCCGUCAUUAGGCACGGGACUCGUUAUCCAUCUGUGAAACAACUGGAUGAGUUUGAAACACUGAAGAGUAAGCUACGAAACCUAUCAGACAUUAUUAACCACGCCCAGUACGGAUGGGCAGUGACUUGGGAAAUUCCAAUACAACUUACACGCCACACGUGCAGUUUAGUAACAGACAGAGGCUUGAGGGAACAAUUUGAGUUGGCCCAGCGUAUUUCUAGGCGACUUUCUCAGUUGUUUGAAAAAGGAUUCUCAUCUAGAUCGUAUGAGUUUUCUAGUACUGACAUGGAGAGGACAGCGAGAAGUGCAGCUGCUUUUGGAAUAGGCUUAUUUCUCGGAUCCGGGAGCCUAUCAGAUUGCAAACUUGACUCUGUGCCUAUCAACCGCACCAGACUUAAUGUUGACAACGAAAUGAGAUUUUUUGAUUUGUGCCACAAAUACAUUAACAAUGUGCAUGUUGAAAAAAACAAUGCAUCAUCUGAAAGAAAGAAGUUUUUCAAAGGGGAAGAGAUGAACCGACUAGCAAGAGAAAUAUCAUUGAAGCUAACAGGAAACAAGUCUGAUAAUGCAUUACUGCCGUACGAUGUGGUACAGAUGUCGAGGGCUUGUGUGUUUGAGUCUGUGUUUAGUGAGCGAGGCGAAAGUCCAUUUUGUUUAUUGUUUGAUCUCGACCAGUGGGAGGUGGUGAGCUAUGCAAUGGACUUGAAGAACUAUUGGAAACGUAGCUAUGGGUCUGAGAUCAAUUGGAAGAUGAGCUGCCCACUUGUUAGACAAAUCUACUAUGAGAUGAAAAACUACAGUGAAAACAAAAUAAAAGGAUCGUUUAGGUUUUGUCAUGCUGAAACAGUAAUACCAUUAGCAACAAUUCUCAAUCUAUUCAAACCAUCUGAGCAUCUUCUCGCUUCAAACUUUGCUUAUCAUCGCAAUCGUCAAUUCCGCAUCAGCAAAAUAGCUCCUAUGAGUGCCAACUUGCUGUUCGUUGUCUAUGAUUGUAAGCAAGCCACCAACAAGGACUGUCAGCAAACUAGCAGCAACAAUAUCUACAUCAAACUCUUUUUAAAUGAAGAGGAAACGGAGAUUCCUGGGUGCACGAAACCAACUGGAUUGUGUUCACUUGACGAACUUGGACAGCAGUUGUAUGAAUCGAUUUACAAUUGUAGGUUUGAUGAGAUGUGUAGACUUGGCAAUGAUGACGGUGGAAGUUUAGACCACAUAACGUCGUGGGUCAGUGGAUGGUCCGGCUAUUUAAUUUUCUACAUUUCAAUUUUUAUGUUUUCGUUCUUUUUAAUUUUCAAUUUUUAUUUAAUUUAUUAAAGCGACACUGUCAAGAUUUUAUCCUCGGAUACCUAGCGUCUAAACGCCCCCGCAAACUUGAAUUUAGGUAGAAAUUUUUCAAGUUCUCCAAAACGAGGAAUCGUUGGCAAGUGCGAUUUUACCUGUAGUUAUAUUGCGUUAUCUGCCACGUUUUGGCAAUAGAUCGACUUUUGUCGUGCUUUGAG